AUGUCCUCAAGCAUGAGCAACACCAACAUCCAGGCACCUGAGCACAAGUCCUGCCAGGCCUGCUUCGACACCGACAACACAGAAACCUUCGUGGCUCUGCCUUGCGACCAUCACUGGUGCCGCGACUGCAUCUCUCAGGCCUGCACUCAAGUACGCAACGAGCGCGACUGGCCCUUGGCAUGCGAAGAAGGGUGCACUUUCCCCGAAGAGAUUGCACUGGAGACUCUGCCUGGAAUCGAAGCCACGCGCCUGAAGGAGAAGUUGCGAGAGCUAAAGACGCCUAUGCGCGAGCGCUACUACUGCGCCAAUAGAGACUGUGGAGAAUUUGUCGCGACAGUCGUCAUCGGCCCCCUCGCUCGCUGUGAGGAGUGUGGCUGCCAGACAUGCAAGCAGUGUCGUGCACUCGAACACGAGGGUGAUUGUAAAGGUCCCAGCCAAGAAGACGAGCAAGCAGCUGCUCUUAUCAAGAAGNNAAAAAAAUGGGCAGAGUGCUCGGAGUGCAGCAGAGUGAUCGAAAGGACACAAGGAUGUCCUCGCAUGACCUGUUACUGCGGCUAUGAAUUCUGCUACCACUGCAAAGGCCCCAUCCGCGCAUGCAACGGCUGCUUGCAUCUGGAGCCCGACAACAGACCAGCACACCAAGCCGGGAUUGAGGCGGGAUUCGGACGCGUGCGGUACCUACACCAGGACCUACUCCGGACAUUACAGACCGCCAUCGUCUCCGUGAGAGUCUCUACUCCUCCUGACUCGGCUGUUGGUGUGACCCAAUGGUUCAACGACCGACUCCAUGAAGACGGGUUUCCCGGCCAUGGAGUGCUCUUUACUACCAUCGAGUCUCGGCAUGCUAUCCAUCUGCCUGAAGAUAUGCCUGGUAUUGCCGAACUCGAGGUCUCUGACAAUUCACUGUUCUCGCUCUUUGGCACUGCUCGAUUGGAGGUGCAGCCUGAUGGUACCUCUCUCCUGUUCGAUGCAGAGGGUGAGGAAAUCGAGCAGGUCGAUCAACAGGAUGAUGACGAGGAUGAGGACUGGGAUAUGUGA
This is a messenger RNA of Aureobasidium uvarum, 1038 nucleotides long. NCBI's taxonomy places the organism in Eukaryota, Fungi, Ascomycota, Dothideomycetes, Dothideales, Saccotheciaceae. The record is from the annotation of a GenBank genome assembly.